AAGCAAAAAUGUUUUCUUCUCUCCCCGUUAUUUUUGUUCAGCCAUGUGGUCGCUAUAGUUCCGAUCGGAAAAAUUAAAUUCUCCCAUUAUUGGAUAUAAACUUUCUGCAGAGCAUAAAUUUUAAACGUGACCUUGGAAAAUGGAAGAUGAGCGUUUUCAAUCUUUGGUUAAAGAUCCGAGAUGUAGGGACAUUCCAAAAAAUGUUCAAAAAGUUAAAAUUGAUAAAAGAUUUCAAAAAUUGUUGAGGCAUAAACAAUUUAAAGGAAAUAAUAGAAUUGAUGAACGUGGUCGUGUUGUUAACUUUUCAAAUUCUGAAAAGCUGAAGAAACUAUAUAAUUUAAAGGAUUCAAGUGAAGAAGAAUCUUCAGAAAAUUCUGAAAAUGAACAGGAAGAUACAAAAGGAAAAAAAGCAUCUCCUUUGAAAAUUAAAAAAGAUGAAAAGUCAAAAAAAGAUAAGCCAUUUGAUGUAUUGGAAACUGAAGGAAAAAAUUUGCAGGGUAAAAAAUCAAAACAUUUGAAAGAAGAGAAAACAAUAACUCCAAAACUAAUUCGUGAUUUGCCUGAAAAUGCUGUAAGCUCGAAUAAUAUUACAGAUUCAAGUGAAGAAGACGAUGGAUCAGUUAAUUCAGAAGAUGAAUCACAGAAUUUGAAUAAUAAUUCAGUAACUGCUGAAAGGAAUAAAAAACUUUCUCAAAAACAAAAAGUUAAAAUUGAAAAUCUCAAGUCAAAAAAAUCUGAUGAUUUAUCUGAUGGAAAGUUGUCAAAUGCUUCAGCUGAAGAGGACAGUUCUGAUUCAGAUGACUCGGAUGAUUCAGAUACCACUAAUGACAUUUUUGCUGACCCCGAUGAAUUUGAUCAUAACUGGGAAGAAUGGCAUGAGCAAGCUCCUGAUACAGAUCAAAUAUUUAAAAGACUAGCAGUUUGCAAUAUGGAUUGGGAUAGAAUUCGAGCAGAUGACUUAUUUACUGUUUUCAAUUCAUUCAAGCCAGCUGGUGGUACUGUUAAUUCAAUAAAAAUAUAUCCAUCUGAGUUUGGAUUAAAGCGCAUGGAAACCGAAAGGUUAAAUGGUCCACCAGAAUUAGUAGAGGAGACUUUAGAUCCUGAAGCAGAAGAAAAACUGGACAAGAAAAAAGCCAAGUUUCACAGGGAGAAACUGAGGGAAUAUCAACUUAAAAGGCUACAGUAUUACUAUGCAGUUGUUGAUUGUGAUUCUCCUGAAACAGCAGAUCAUUUGUAUGUGGAGUUAAAUGGUAAAGAAUUUGAAAGUAGUUCAGUACGCUUUGAUUUACGUUUCAUUCCAGAUGAUACGACUUUUGACCAUGAGCCAGUUAGUGAAGCUUAUAAAGUUCCUGAUCCAUCUGAGUAUAGACCAAGAUAUUUUGUAAGCACAGCACUUGGUCAAGCUAAAGUGGACCUUACAUGGGAUGAAACUGAUCCUCAGAGACAAGAAGUUCUAGAGAGAGCUUUUAAAGAGCCAGACAACAUUGAAAAAGACAUUAAAGAUUAUUUAGCUUCAUCAUCAGGUGAAAGUGAAGAGGAACAGGCAGAUAACUUCCCAGAAGACAAGAAAAUGAAGUUAAAUGAGCGAAUAUCCAAGUAUAAAGAACUUCUACAGUCAUUAGAAGAAAAAGGAAAGGAAGAGGAAGAAAAAUAUGACAUGGAAAUUUCUUGGCAACCUGAUUUGAAGGAGAAGACUGAAAAACUUGUUAAACAGAAAUUAGAAGAACCCAAAAAUCCAUUUGAUGAAAUGAUUAAGAAGAAAAAGGAAGAGCGUAAAUUAAAAAAGCAGCAAAAGAAUGCAGUCAAUAAAGAUAAAGAAGGUUCUAAUUCAGAAUCUGAUGAAAAUUAUUCUGAUGCUUCUACAGAUGAAAAACCAGCCAAAGAAGAAAGUAAAAAAUUAGAUGAAUUGUACUUAAUAUCCGAUUCAAAGAAAGUAUUAGAUCAAACCCAAGAAAAAUCUUCUAAAAAGAAGAAAAAGAAAAACAAGCAAAAGAAGGAUGAACCUGAAAGACCACAAGAUUUCAAGUUUGUCGAAGAUGAACGAUUUUCAGCAAUUUAUACCUCUCCGGAAUUUAAUUUGGACCCCUCAGAUCCUCACUUUAAAAAAACAGAAGGAAAUUUAGCAUUUAUUCAAGAAAAGCAGCGAAGAUUGAAAAAUAAAGGACCAUCUAUAGAUAACAACAGAAAAAACAAAAAAGCAAAAUAUUGGUGAUAGAUUUUAUAUUAUUCAUAUUGUAUCAUAUGUGAAUAAAUUAUUAUUUUUAUUAGAGCA
Argiope bruennichi is the source of this 2272-nucleotide messenger RNA. RefSeq names its product ESF1 homolog. Bases 140 to 2212 code for a protein of 690 amino acids. NCBI's taxonomy places the organism in Eukaryota, Metazoa, Arthropoda, Arachnida, Araneae, Araneidae. Gene Ontology annotation, cellular component: nucleus. Gene Ontology annotation, biological process: rRNA processing. The transcript is spliced from 12 exons. The record is from RefSeq and is a predicted model, not a curated record. Gene Ontology annotation, molecular function: RNA binding.